Messenger RNA from Cladophialophora immunda, 2460 nucleotides. RefSeq lists its product as uncharacterized. Gene Ontology annotation, biological process: fungal-type cell wall polysaccharide metabolic process. The transcript has 2 exons. The record is from RefSeq and is a predicted model, not a curated record. Gene Ontology annotation, cellular component: fungal-type cell wall. Bases 1 to 2418 code for a protein of 805 amino acids. Lineage: Eukaryota; Fungi; Ascomycota; Eurotiomycetes; Chaetothyriales; Herpotrichiellaceae.
AUGCAACUUACGAAGGGUGUCAGAUUGGACCAUCUUCUGUUGGCCGUGUACAGCUUCACCGCAGUGUCAACGGCACAAUCAGUCUCGACGUUACCCAGUGGUUGUUACAUUACCUCGUCCGUCGUCUAUGGGAACACAACUGAGUCAAGCACUGGCACCACGACUGAACCAGGCCAGUCAACCAUAUCCACGAGCUCUCUAGCUCCAUCAUCAAGCCCUAGCAAUGGCGCAUCAUCAUUCUCCUCUACGACUGCGCCCCUCAGUUCCUCCAGCUCUUCGAGUUCCACGUUGACAACCACCACAGCCUCGUCUCCUACCUCAAGCCCAUUCGUGAUCACCGUCAGCGGUAUCGGCAAUAAGCUGCGAGCUCGCGCACUGAACUAUGUGACAUUCAGCGGGGACAAUGCUUAUCUCUUUCCUGACAAGGACCUUGCUGCUGUUUUUGUCCUCGCUGUGGACGGUCAGUUGCAAACUGGGAAUGCCAGCGUCGGCACCAACGGAAAUACAGGCACAUUGCCCCUCAUGCAAUUCUCUGGGUCGACCGAGCCGAGUGGAUAUAUAUGGUCUUUCAACGGGACGACACUGAAGUUUGGAGACACGACGUUCUCGGCGAUUCCUGACGGACAGCUGUACGCGGUUUUUCCUGGUAGCCAGCCGCCUGAAGGAGCUGUGCAAGUUGGCAUGACGGCCGAGUUCGUUGAUGCCUCAACAUCGAGCUCGAGCCUGACCAGUUCGACAAGUAUUGGCUCGAGUUCUAUAGAGGGUACGAGUACUCUGGUGAGCACUGCCAGCUCGACUGAGCAGCAAACAAGUGAGACUACGCGACAGACUCCUGGAGGCACCUCGACUACCAAUCUCGACAGCUCUUUUGUCUCCAGCACCGGGUCAAGUCCUUCUUCAGGCACUACCUCUACUACACUGACAACGCCAACAGAAACAACGGCUGCUUCUGUCCAAUCCACGCCAAUAACUUACGCCAGCACAAGUACCUUAUCAUCAUUACCGCAGUCGACCUCGACGUCUCUGGUGUCGCAGUAUUCGGCUCAGAGUUCAAGCUCCAUCCUGUCUUCGGCAUUGCAGUCGACAACCUCAUCCUCUUACCUAUCGUCUUUUUCAGCCGUGACAAGCAGCACAACGGUUUCCAACCCCUUCACCUCGUCGCCUCCCAGCCAGACUACCAAUGCCGAAACUAGCCUUACCACGUCCUUGUCGAGGACGACGAGCGUGAUCACCACGGGAGGUCCCUCUGCAUUCAGUCCAACUUCAACUCAUUCGUCCCUAGCAUCGACCAUCGCAUCGAGUGCUACGCCCACAUUUUCAACUAGUGCAUCUACAAGUCGAUCUUCAAGCUUAUCGUCUAGUACGACGAAAUCAACAAGCGCAGUAGCAAGUCCGACAUCCCAGCCCGUAUCCAACAGUUCAUCCGGACAGGGCAGUGUCACCUCCACGUUGAUGAUCUCAUCUUCUGCCACCAUCACCAUCACCACAAGCAGGACGAGCCCGACAAGCUCAUUAACAGGAUCAAGAACCAGUACCAGCAGCGUCUCAACUACGACUUCCUCUUCCGUAUCCUCAAGCACAUCGUCUUCCAAUCCCGUUGCCAGCCCGUACCCAGCCAAACGAGGACUCGCGUACCGCAAUGUCACCACCCUUCAAUUCUACCCGCCGCCAUCCCCUUACAUUUCCUGGUCGUACAACUACUACUCCCUGCCCAACGCCAGCGACGACGUCGGCGCCUACCCAUCCAGCCAAUACCGCUUCAUCCCGCUCCUGUACAACGACGCCGACUCGCUCACGUCCAUCUGGGCGGCCAACGUCAACUUUUCGAUCGCCAACUACGGCACGGACGCCAUCUUCGGGUUCAACGAGCCCGACGCCAACUUCAACGGCCAGUCGGCCAACAUGCCGGUGGCGCAGUCGAUCCAGGGCUACCGCAACUUCAUGCAGCCGUUCGCGGGGCGGGUCAAGAUCGGAGCCCCCGCGGUGACCAACGCGGGCGGCGGGCUCGCGUACCUGGCGCAGUUCCUGGGCAACGCGACGCAGCAGAACCUGACGGUCGACUUCCUCAACAUCCACUGGUACGCCUCGCCGUACAACAUCGACUACUUCGAGAGCUACCUGCUGCAGGCCUACAACCUGUCGCUGACCUACUUCCCCGCGGCGCCCGUGCCCGUCUGGGUCACCGAGUUCGGCAUGGACCAGGCCGGCUACGACCAGGCCACCACGGUGCAGUUCCUCAAGAACGCCUCGCGCUGGAUGGACGACCAGCUCUGGCUCGCCCGCUACGCCUGGUUCGGCAACUUCGCCGCCGGCUACACCGCCGCCGGCGCCCCCGCAACUAACAUGCUCCUCAACGUCGACGGCAGCGCGCGCGGCGUGCUGGGAGACGUGUGGUACACGUACAACGGGACGAAUUAGGACUUGGGGGUUGUUUUUGCGUGAGAAAGGAAGUGCUGCGGU